Messenger RNA from Erythranthe guttata (spotted monkey flower), 3967 nucleotides. RefSeq names its product calcium-transporting ATPase 1. Gene Ontology annotation, biological process: calcium ion transmembrane transport. The record is from RefSeq and is a predicted model, not a curated record. Gene Ontology annotation, molecular function: calmodulin binding; ATP hydrolysis activity; ATP binding. Gene Ontology annotation, cellular component: plasma membrane; intracellular membrane-bounded organelle. NCBI's taxonomy places the organism in Eukaryota, Viridiplantae, Streptophyta, Magnoliopsida, Lamiales, Phrymaceae.
AAAUGUGAUGAAUUUCCACGUCACGAGGGUAUUUAUGUCAAAACGCAGCUAGAUUCUUGUCUCUUUACUCUCUGUUUGACUUCCAAUUGGGUAUUCCUCUGCAAUUCCCACUCCGUCCCCAUAAUUUCAACGUUCCCCAAAAUAUCGCACGUUCCUCGCAUUUCACUUUCUCUCUCCUCUCUCUCUCUCUCUCUCUCUCUCUCCCCCCCUUUUUGGUCGAUUUCCCAUCUACUCUCUCACUCUAUAAUAUCUCACACCCCCUCUUCUUCUUCAUUUUUCUUUUUGGGUAACUGAUUUCAUCAUCGGAUUGUCAAAAUCUAACAACUAUUCUGCACAACAUACAAAAAUCUCAAAAAAAAAAAAAAAAAAAAGUAAUUCCUACUUUUUGAACCAUUCCCUAUUGGCUGCUGAAAAAUCUAUAUAUAUAUUAAGCAGCCAAACCGGAACACUUUUUCUGUGGGGUGUCUUCUCGUAUUUAUCGAUCUGCAGCUGUGUUGGUUUGUGAGAUUUUUCUGGAUCGAAGUUGUAGUGGAAUUAGUUAGGUGUGCGGCGGGGUGGUGGUGGCGAUGGGGAGUUAUUUGAAGGAGUUUUCGGAGGUGAAGGCGAAGAACUCGUCGGAGGAUGCUUUGCAGCGGUGGAGGAAAGCGUGUUGGCUCGUUAAGAAUCACAAGAGGAGGUUCCGAUUUACUGCUAAUUUAUCCAAGCGUUUCGAAGUUCGCGAGAUCCAGAAAUCCAAUCAGGAGAAGCUCAGAGUUGCAGUAUUAGUUUCCCAGGCAGCACUUAGUUUCAUCCAAGGUAUAAGUUACACCCCACCGGAUGAAGUAAAGGCAGCAGGUUUCGGAAUAUGCGCCGACGAAUUAGGAACAAUCGUGGAGGGACAUAAUCCUAGGAAGUUGAAAGUCCACGGUGGCGUAGAGGGCAUUUCAGACAAGCUCUCAACAUCACUCACAAACGGGAUCGAAAUUUCCGACGAAUCCCUCACUCGCAGAACACAAACUUACGGAAUCAACAAAUUCACCGAGAGCCCGUUAAAGGGCUUUUGGCUAUUCGUAUGGGAAGCCCUUCAAGACACCACACUCAUGAUUCUUGCUGUUUGCGCCUUCGUCUCUCUAAUUGUCGGCAUCGCCACAGAAGGGUGGCCAAAGGGUGCCCAUGAUGGGCUUGGAAUUGUAGCGAGUAUACUUCUCGUUGUGUUCGUCACUGCUACAAGUGAUUACAAACAGUCUCUACAGUUUAAGGAUUUGGAUAAGGAAAAAAAGAAGAUAACUGUACAAGUUACGAGAAAUGGGUAUAGGCAGAAAAUCUCGAUUUUCGAUUUGCUUUCGGGUGAUAUUGUUCAUCUUGGGAUAGGUGAUCAAGUUCCGGCAGAUGGGCUUUUCGUUUCGGGUUAUUCUUUGUUGAUAAAUGAAUCGAGUUUGACCGGUGAGAGUGAGCCGAUUAAUGUAUCUGCUGAAAACCCAUUUUUACUAUCGGGGACUAAAGUGCAAGAUGGAUCUUGCAAAAUGCUUGUCACUACUGUCGGUAUGAGAACUCAAUGGGGGAAAUUGAUGGCUACCCUUUGUGAAGGGGGUGAUGACGAGACACCUUUGCAAGUGAAAUUAAAUGGAGUGGCGACAAUUAUUGGGAAAAUCGGUCUCUUCUUUGCUGUGAUCACAUUUGCAGUUCUUGUGCAAGGACUGUUUAGCAAGAAGAUUAGCGACGGAUCGAGCUGGGCUUGGUCUGCUGACGAAGCGCUCGAAAUGCUCGAGUACUUUGCGAUUGCUGUCACUAUUGUUGUUGUUGCUGUUCCCGAGGGAUUGCCUUUGGCCGUCACUCUGAGCCUCGCAUUUGCUAUGAAGAAAAUGAUGAACGACAAAGCGCUCGUUCGCCACCUGGCAGCCUGCGAGACUAUGGGUUCCGCUACAACAAUCUGCAGUGACAAAACGGGGACGCUCACCACCAAUCACAUGAGCGUCGUCAAAACCUGCAUCUGCGGUGAAGUGAAAGAAGUCAGUAGUGGAAUGAAGGGCUCGGAUUUUUGCUCGGAUUCCAUUGCUAAAAUGGUGACAAAAUCGAUAUUCAACAACACGGGUGGAGACAUUGUCAUCGCUAAAAACAACAAGAUCGAAAUACUUGGCACGCCGACAGAAACUGCUCUCCUCGAAUUCGGCCUCUUGCUGGGAGGAGAUUUCCGAGCGGUGAGAGAGGAAUCAAAGAUUGUGAAAGUCGAGCCGUUUAAUUCCGAGAAGAAACGCAUGGGGGUAGUUUUGGAAUUACCGGGCGAAGAAUUAUUUCAGGCGCAUUGCAAAGGUGCUUCGGAGAUUAUUUUAGCCGCGUGUGACAGGACUCUGAAUUCUGAUGGUGAAGUUGUUCCAUUGGACGCAAAAUCGGUUAAAUAUCUUGAAGACACGAUCGAGCAAUUUGCUAAUGAAGCUCUUAGGACAUUGUGCCUUGCGUAUAAAGAUAUUGAUGGCGAUUGUUCAGUUGGAAAUCCAGUUCCAUUUGAGGGUUAUACUUUGAUUGGAAUUGUGGGAAUUAAAGAUCCGGUUCGCCCUGGAGUGAAGGAGUCUGUUGCUAUUUGUAGGUCCGCGGGAAUUAUGGUGAGGAUGGUCACGGGAGAUAAUAUUAACACGGCUAAGGCGAUAGCUAGGGAGUGUGGAAUACUAACUGACGAUGGUAUUGCUAUUGAAGGACCGGAAUUUCGGAUGAAAACUGACGAGGAAUUGCAAAAACUCAUACCUAAACUUCAGGUGAUGGCUCGUUCAUCUCCAAUGGAUAAACAUACACUCGUCAGACAUUUGCGAACAACGUUUGGGGAAGUUGUUGCAGUGACUGGAGAUGGAACAAACGAUGCUCCUGCACUUCACGAAGCUGAUAUUGGCCUUGCUAUGGGAAUUGCUGGAACCGAGGUGGCGAAAGAGAGCGCUGAUGUCAUAAUUCUAGACGACAAUUUCUCCACCAUUGUCACCGUAGCAAAGUGGGGCCGCUCGGUUUAUGUGAACAUUCAGAAAUUCGUUCAGUUUCAGCUCACAGUUAACGUGGUCGCUUUAAUCGUCAACUUUUCUUCAGCCUGCUUGACAGGCAGUGCACCCCUCACCGCUGUUCAGCUUCUAUGGGUGAACAUGAUAAUGGAUACACUUGGAGCACUUGCUUUAGCCACCGAGCCUCCUAAUGACGACUUAAUGAAGAGAACACCGGUGGGGCGAAAAGGUAAUUUCAUCAGCAAUGCCAUGUGGCGAAACAUCAUGGGACAGUCUGUGUAUCAGUUUGUUAUCAUUUGGUAUCUUCAAACGUCUGGAAAGGUGGCAUUCAACCUCAGCGGCGACGACUCUAGUUUAAUUCUUAACACCAUCAUUUUUAACUCGUUCGUCUUCUGUCAGGUUUUCAACGAGGUAAGCUCAAGAGAGAUGGAGAAGAUAAACGUGUUAAAAGGCAUACUCGAAAACUACGUAUUCGUAAUUGUACUGAGCUGCACAGUUUUCUUCCAAGUCAUCAUAAUUGAAUUCCUCGGAACAUUCGCCAACACACAUCCUCUCACCUUGCAACAAUGGUCCGUAUGUAUUUUGCUUGGAUUUAUAGGCAUGCCUAUUGCUGCUGCAGUAAAAAUGAUCCCUGUCGGAUCAAGGUAAAAGGAAAAACAAUCAAACGGGAAUGGUUUUAGGGGAUUGGAAUACUUGGAACCAAAUCAUCGUACGGGCAUAUUAUUUUCGAAUUGAUAUUCUUGUUUUUUUUAUUUUUAUGGGAACAAAUAUAUCAUUCGGUGUUUUCAGGACAAAGCAAGUUCGAACGCGGUUAAGUGUCUGUAUAUCAUGUUAGAACAAGUACCACAAAUGCAGAAGGACGACGAUUUUGUAGUUUGAUUUGAAGAACUCUUGAUUGUUUUCUGAUUUCAAGGCAUUAAUCAGGAUUAUCGAACGUGCGACUUCUUAUUAAUUUUUUUUUUUUGAUUUAUUGUGAAAUAAUUCAGGUUUAACUAAUUAUUUCUCUG